Molecule: messenger RNA, 858 nt
Organism: Capronia coronata CBS 617.96
Lineage: Eukaryota; Fungi; Ascomycota; Eurotiomycetes; Chaetothyriales; Herpotrichiellaceae
Exons: 3
Coding region: 1-858 (285 amino acids)
Cellular component (GO): Golgi membrane
Source: RefSeq, a predicted model, not a curated record
AUGAGCAGUCCCCGAAUCGCAACACCUCGUCAAUAUGGCGGCGGUCACUUUGGCGCCACGUCCGACAGGCGGCGCUCCGACUUGCGCAUGCCUCGAUUCUUCAGAAGGCUCUUCAAGUUCCCUCAGAUGGAUUUCGAGAUGGCCGUGUGGGAGAUGACACAUCUGCUCAUCGCGCCCAAGAAAGUAUUCAAAUCAAUUUACUACCACAAACGCACGUCUUCCGAUCCUGCCAACACCACAAGGAAUACAUGGCACCGUCCUGAUCCUUCCUUUACCUACUUGUUGUCCUUCUUCCUUCUCCUAACGUCCUUCGCCUGGUCGCUUGCCUACACGCCAUCCUUCGCUUCCGUCGUCAAAUUGGCCCUCAUGUUCGUCCUCAUCCAUUUCCUCCUGGGAUCGUUGAUUGUUUCGACCAUCGCCUACUAUGUUGUCGGACGGCUUCUGGGCCCCGGCAUUGCAGGACUUCCUGGUCGGAGGCGUCAGCAGGGGCUGUUUGGACCAGCUGGAGGGCCAAGAGGGGCCGACGCCCUGGAAUUCGGAUACUGUUUCGACGUGUCAAUACGAGCGUUCUUCCCGCCGUACGUGCUGCUUUAUAUUCUACAGUACAUCCUCAUGCCGGUCCUCAAUCACGAAAACCGCGCCUCUACUUUCUUCGCCAAUCUCCUCUAUCUGGCAGCCGGGUUAUACUGGAGCGUGAUUAUCUUCCUGGGCUACAAUGCCCUGCAUUUCCUCAGCCAUACGCAGCUGCUUCUCUCGCCCAUGGUGGCCUGGGUGGUCAUCUGGCUUGUCUGUACGAUCCUAGGCGUGAACCUGACGACCUGGGGAACAAGGUGGAUGUUUUUGGGUGUCAAGGGUUGA